This is a messenger RNA of Lepus europaeus (European hare), 1481 nucleotides long. RefSeq names its product transmembrane protein 222 (gene TMEM222). The transcript has 6 exons. Lineage: Eukaryota; Metazoa; Chordata; Mammalia; Lagomorpha; Leporidae. The record is from RefSeq and is a predicted model, not a curated record. Bases 11 to 637 code for a protein of 208 amino acids.
CGCGCACAGCAUGGCGGAAGCGGAAGGGAGUUCUCCGCUCCUGUCGCCGCCGCCACCACCCCCGCCCGGGAUGGCGGAAGUGGAGGUUCCGACGGCGGCCGAGACGGACAUGAAGCAGUACCAGGGCUCCGGCGGCGUCGCCAUGGACGUGGAGCGGAGCCGCUUCCCUUACUGCGUCGUGUGGACGCCCAUCCCGGUGCUCACGUGGUUUUUCCCCAUCAUUGGCCACAUGGGCAUCUGCACAUCCACAGGAGUCAUCCGGGACUUUGCUGGCCCCUACUUCGUCUCAGAAGACAACAUGGCCUUUGGAAAGCCUGCCAAGUACUGGAAGUUGGACCCCGCUCAGGUCUACGCCAGCGGGCCCAACGCGUGGGACACGGCCGUGCACGACGCCUCAGAGGAGUACAAGCACCGCAUGCACAACCUCUGCUGUGACAACUGCCACUCCCACGUGGCGCUCGCCCUGAACCUGAUGCGCUACAACAACAGCACCAGCUGGAACAUGGUGACGCUCUGCUUCUUCUGCCUGCUCUAUGGGAAGUACGUCAGCGUCGGAGCCUUCGUAAAGACCUGGCUGCCCUUCCUGCUUCUCCUGGGCAUCGUCCUCACCUUCAGCCUGGCCUUGAACCUGCGGUGAUGGCUGCCAGAGGCCCUGAGCCCACCAGACCCUCAAGAAGGCAGCUGCUACCCUUUUUGGUUCCAGAUUCUCCUCAUCCCCACGGGCAGGGUUGGCCUGCUAUUUCGGACCCAUGGGUCUGGGCUGGGUGGGAUGGAAGGGCUGAGGGUGCGCGUGAGACAGGGUUGGGUGUCCGCUUGCCCUGCCACUCACCAGCCGUCACAAGCGCCCUGUGCCUGCCCCGGACUCGUGAUCCCGCCCCUGUAGCAACCUCUUGGUUCGUCUGUUAGAAAAGCUGCAGCUGCGCGGUAGAGCUCCUCUCACCACUGCCUGCUGGGUCAGCCCAGUGCCAGGAGGGAAGGACGUUUGGCCCCAAGUUCAAGGCAGUGCAGAGAUGGCAGCUGGGUUAAGAGCCUUCCCCCGCUGUUAGCUCCGUGGUAGGGUGGGGCCCACUGAGAAUCUAAGCUGUCCUGGAGCCUUGGCCGCCUGGGCCCCAGGAGUGGGCCUAGGGGCUGGCUGGGCCCUCCUUCAGUGCCUGCCAGCAGCUGCCCUUAGGGCAGUUUGGGCCCCACCUGCCGGCAGCCUCCUCACCUCCCUCUGCUGGGACCUCCCAGCACUCGGUUUUGGGGCCUGGCUGGUGGGGUGAGGCAGGGCUGGCUUGUGCGGAGUGGCCCUCUGUAGAAAAGGCCCAGCUGUGGACGUCCUACGGGGGUGGCAUCCCUUAAAUCCAAAACGUGGGUGUGCUGUCAGCAGGAGGGGCUGCUUGCUCAAGUUGUCAAAGGGCCCUGUGCUGCCCACCUCCCCCCACUCCAUGGUCCCUUUGUGAGGGGCUCCUGAGCAGGACAAUAAAGACCUGUGACUCUGA